This is a messenger RNA of Brassicogethes aeneus, 5116 nucleotides long. NCBI's taxonomy places the organism in Eukaryota, Metazoa, Arthropoda, Insecta, Coleoptera, Nitidulidae. The record is from the annotation of a GenBank genome assembly.
AGCAAUUAAAAAAUUUGCUUACUAGACGUUAUAACUUUGUAAGGAUCAGCAAUUUUUUUAAUUCACUUAAAGGCUACUUACUUAUUUAUUAACAUUACAGUAGCUGUUUAAAUAUGAAUAAGUAGGUUUUUGUUGAGUAAAGUUACACUAUAUGGCCAAAAUGAGACUGAAAUUUAUUAUAUUACUGGUAAUUUUCCCUGGAGUACCAUGCACAAUUCCCGGUAUACCACCUGAGGAUUUACCAGCUUUGGCGGAAUCAUACCUCAAGUACAGCCAAGAACGUAUGCAGCUGCAACUAGCUGCUCAGCAGGCGAAACUUCACCCUCCUCAACUGCAAGCCCCACAAGAUGAAAACAACCAACAAAUGGAACAACCUCAAGAACAAGAACCAGAGGUUCAAUUUUUCGACGAAGAAGACAACUUCCAGAACUUCCCCAUGAUGAAUCAAGAAACCCAGGAAAUUUCUCCCAGAGGUUUUGAUGCACCACCAACGGAAAUGCAGCCACCUCAAGAAAUGCCUCCCAAUCAAGAAGAAGGCAGGCUUUUUCAACCAGAACCAGAGCCAAUGAGGAGGGAGGACACCGAUAGCGAGCAAGCCCAGCAGCAAGAAUUUUUGAAUAAUUUUUGGGCCAAUACUAAUAACAAUUGGAACAGUCAAGCACCCGAGAAUUUCGUCAUGGAUACCAAUGGAGAAAGACCAACUGAAACAAACCAAGAAUCUAGGGCAGCUGAUCCGACUCUUCAUCACCAUCAUCAUCAUUCCCAUAGUAAAGGUAUUCAUGGAUACCAAAGCUCAGCUGUAGUUACACCAGUAAUUGUAACCCCAGCUAUAUCCCAUGGCUAUAGUGGGCAUAGUGUUAUAAACCAAGGUUUUGGUGGAAACGGUGCUAUAAAUCAAGGUUAUGGUGGACAUGGUGCCUUUCACCAAGGUUAUAGUGGGCAAAGUGGCAUAAAUCAAGCUUACGAAGCAUAUGGCGGUCAUAGCCCACUUGUGCCAUAUUCAGCUGGUGUUCAUUCUCAACUCGCCCCAGUUCAUUCAACCAAUGUCCACAUAACAAACGUAAAUUCGCAAAGUUCUGUAUCACCGGUACAACAUGGGGGUUAUGUAAAAUCUCCUCAUGAAGAAAUGGAUCAUGAACCAAUUAUAGGUAUGGAAAGUCCACAUUUCACUGAAGAUAUUGUGGGCAUGAAAAGUCCCGAUUUCAAUGAAGGUAUAGUCGGUGAAGCUGAACCUGAUCAAAGUAUGAACAUAGAAGAACCUAAUUCUAAUGCAGAUGUAAACGAACCAGUUGAUAGAAAAUUUGAGGAGGCUCAACUUGGACGAGGAUUAAUGCUCCCACCUGGACUAUUACACCUUCCUCUAUUGCACGCGCCCACACUUCUACCAACGUUACCUUUAUUACCACAUGCAAGAGCCUCUGUUAUCGAUCCGUUCGCCCACGCUAACAUGCAGAACAUGCAGAACCUCCAAAACAUCAAAAACAUGCAGAACGCGGCGAAAUUCUACGACAAAAUGAACAAGGACAGCGCAAAUUUCGCGAAAAACAACAAGCAACUCAUAGAGAAUGCCAAAAAGGAAAGAGAGUUGUUUGCCAAAAAUUUUGAUGAACCUAAGAAAUCCUUAUUCCCGAAUACCACUCCAAAACCCCUGUUUCCAACCACCAACGCGCAACCUAAACCUUUAUUCCCGACCGCCAGCGAUUCGCAACCUAAGCCCUUGUUCCCGUUUUUCCAAAAACCAGCAGAACAGACCAAACCAGCGUUAAAUAACAACGUCGACCUAAGCAAAUUUGGCUCGAAUAUUUUUAAUACACCACCAACUGCAGAUACAACCCCAAAAUCUUUAUUUGAUAGGUUUGCAGGAAAAAACAGCGAAUCUAAACCACCUGCUUUGUUCGAUUUAAGCAAAUUUGAUAAAAGUCACAUCAAAAGGCAAGCAGAUGUCCCUGAAACCGUUGAUGGAAAAAUACCAGUACAAGUUGUAGAAGGACCAGUUAAAAUUAUUCACCCAAAAGAAGAUCACGUGGGAUCUCCCUAUCUAUUCGACAUACCAAUAAAUAUAAACCGCGAAGCUGAAAGGUACAGUAGAAGCAAUCCAAAUUACCUCAACAUGGCUAAAGAAAUUACCGAUCAUGCCCUAUCAAGCAUCGUAAACGCUGGCAAACUAUUUCAAGGCCCAAAAGACCAAAAACCCUUGGAAAACCUCAACAUCGCUUCAGACAUAACAAAAAAAGCUCUUGAAACCGCGCAAGCUGCAAGUAAUGACGACGAAGAAUCAGCUAGUCCUACACAGGGAUGGAAAAAUUCUAAGGUUGCUGGUACCAAUCUUGAUGAGUUCAAGAAAACUAUGUCAGAGCUUCAGGAAAGCGAUACAAACUUGAGUGAGCAGAAACUACAGGUGUCAGGUGAUGGUAAAGCUGGUGGUUUGAAUAUGGCUCAGAGUAUUGUACAGGGAGACUUAAACAAAGAGAAAACCCCCAAGGUUGCUGGUACUAAUCUUGAUGAGUUUAAGGAAAUUAUGUCAGAGCUCCAGGAAAGCGAUACAAAGUUGAGUGACGAGGAACGACAGAUCUUAGGUGCUAUAAAUGAGGAUUAUAUGAGGAAUAAUCAGAAUCAAGAUGGCUAUAUGAUGAAACGACAAGCAGGAAAAAAAUCAAAAAAUGAUACCAAAGAGUCUAAAAAUACCAAAGACACAGAAGAUUUCAAAGAAUGUGAUAAAGAUUGUAGCGACGAUGUUUUGGAAAGUAUUUUGGGUGCUCAGCAGCAAACCAAAGACCAAGAAUCUUUGGAUGAAGCCAAGAUAAGUACAGAUAAACAACUGAAAAAGAUCAUUAAAAAUCAAAAGGAUUUCCACAAAGGAAAAAUGAGCCAGGAAAGUAUCGACGAUCUUUUGAACAAACAAAAAGAUGUCAUCAAAGAAUUGAAGAGGAGUCAGGUGGAUGAUGAUCUAAUCAUGAUAGGAAAUAUCGGUGAUGGUGUAAUGAAAGAUAUGGAUGAAUCAAAGAAAAUCACCAAGAGAUCCAUAAGAACUUCAAGCAGCAAAAACUUGCUUCCAAUUCAUAAACACCACAUGAUAAAACGGGAAGAACCCACGCCCUUCCAAGACCUAAUAACAGACCCAAAAACCAAAAUCGACAUGCCUAAGACAUUGGACCACAUAGGCAGCGUUGCCAGGCAUUUAUUUGAAGACGAGACGGCUCCAAUAUUCCACUUUAGAAAUCUUGUAGGGUCAGCGCAGAAUUCAGCGAUGUCAGCGAUGAAAAUACCCCCGAAACAGUUGUUUAUACCCACCACGUAUUCAAUUGUUCAGGAUAAGGAUUUGGAGGGUAAGAAUCAGCCUGUGGUCGGGGCUGUCAAUCCUCAGAUGUUUAGCAGAAUGGGAGGAGUUGAGUCUGAGCCACUCGCCCAGCAGACUGAUUCGAAAGAUUUCGGAAAAAUGUUUUCAGGGUUUACCUCUACGUUCGAUAGGGUUGGUUCGGCGAUAAAGCAAAGUAUCGCUAAUGGCCGCCAAACUCUAAUACAUGUAAACGAAGCAGCCAAUAACGCCAAAAGUGCCAUACAAACCAUGCACAAUUUGAAACCGAAAUUGGUGAAAACCGAGCAUGUGGACAACAAAUCGAAAUCCACAAUGAUAUCGCCCAGAAUUCUGGACAUAAACAUAGAUGAUGAACAGGUGGGUGCAAGUCAACCUUCAACUGACCCUCAAAGCACAGAUUUACUCAAGUUUGGGGACGUUUUUGAUGCGGUAGGUUUCUCAAAACCAGACGAAAAAUUGGAGAUGGAAAGAAUCGUGUUUACCUCGAACGAACCACCAGUGGUAUACAGAAACAAAUCCAAGGUAAAGGCAAGUCCCACCGCGUUAAGAUCGAUCUUAAAAAUGCAACACAAAGAUUUAAACAAAAUGGAGAAAACCGUCAGCAAUCUAGAUCAGGCUGAACGUACAGUCGGAGCUACAAACUUGGAGGAUUUCAUGGGUCAAAUGAAGGAGCACAUGGAUGAUAUGCACGAAAUCGCUGACAAACAUGAGCAGGAUUUGCUGCAGAAGAAGCAAGAAAGAAUUAAGGGUACAAAAUCCAGAGCAUCAUUCGAGGAACAUCAGAAAAGGUUAAGGAUGGGUAAAGGUAAGAAGUAUGACCACCUGCUGCAGAAGAAACACCAGAAGUCCAAAAACAAGCCAAUGAAUACAAAUUACUAUAGAAGUUCGGAAGAUGUGGCUGCAACUCUACCAAAAAAGAAUGAUAAUAAGGAAAUUCCAUCGGAAGACCUUAGAGUAGGUUUAGAGUUACCUCCAGAAUUGUUGCAUCCAUAUAUGGGACUACCAGAAUUGACUCAGUAUGUGAACCAAGCCGAACAAACCAAACUGAAAUUCAAUGAAGAUCAAGGUGAUAAUUUACAAACAGAACAUAAAGAGUUUAAGCAAAAACCCAUAAAAAGUUACUAUAGAAGUGCUGAAAAUGAUGUUGAUGAAGAACAUAGACAACAUUCAUCCAGUAAGUUGGUUUUAGGCAACCCAGCCAUUCAAAAAUACCUUAACAACGAUAAAUUAACAUCUGAACAAAAAUCCAUACUACAGGCCACAAACGCCAUAAACUUCGAAAAAAUGUUCAAGGAGGCGAAAAAUCAGGAAGAAAAAUCCAUCGUUAAGAGGCAACUUCCAGAACCAGAGCCAAGUCAAAGAACUAGCAUGGUUAUGAGCAAAAUCAUGAAGAAACCUUUUAUGGGCAGACCCAGUGAUGAAAAAUACCAUGAAUAUUAUAGCGAAUAUAAUAAUAUGGAAAACCCACAACCCUACACUGCGUAUGAGCAAAAUGUGCAAUAUGUGUAAUAAAAACAACUUUCUACUUUUAUACUUUUAUAUCAUUGAAUAAAAUAACAUAAUAAAAAACUUAACCUUUAAUGGGCAUUAUUUUACCAUCUGGUCCUUUAUAUGUCAACGAAACAGCAUUACCAUUAGCAGUGCUUUUGGAAGCUGCCUGUGAAGCUGCACUGAAAGCUUCAGAAAAGUCUACGUUGAAGCUACCACCAUUGGGUAAGUUGUAUUGCUGCGUCCCAGAUAUCCCAGCUGUCCCAGUUAUACCCUUCGGGCCAAAGUUGAAGGCUUGAGUUUGGGCUCCUG